AUGAUGCAAACUAGGUUUCUUCAGCCAUCAUCAUGGCCAUUCCAUAACAUCAUCAACACAACCCUUGAUCAAACUGGAUUUUAUGGUCUUAACAUGGAUACCCUAGUAGUUGAUGACCAUGAAUUCUCUUCCUUAUUCACAAACACUGAGGACUCCUCUGAGAUCUCCUCCGACCCAAAUUUUCAAACCACCUUCUCCUCCGAUGAGUAUGUUCAAUUGCCAAUUUUGGAUGAUGAUGAGAUGCAGGUGAUCACGUAUCCCGGGGAGAAUUUUUGCCAUGAUAUGGCUGAUUUUGAGCCUAUUUCAAGUGGUGCAAUUGAGGAUGUGGGCAUAUGGUUGGAUGAAAGAGAUGGUGAUGAGGGAUAUAUUCCACCAGAGCUGUCUAAUGAAUUAGAUGUAUGGUCCCCUUGUCUCUCUGUGAAAUCUAGUGAGGCUUCCGUGGUGCUGCCAUCACUAAUAUUACCAAGGGAUGACAUGGAAAUUGAUAUCCAGUUGGGCCUUCAUCACCUACUAAAGGCUUAUGGAGAAGCCAUGGAGAUGGGGCAGAGAGAACUUGUUAAGGUGCUCGUGAGAAGCAUAAACGAGAAAGCUAAUCCGAUUGGGGAAGCGCUUCAACGCGUCACAUUCAACUUCUUCCAAUCCACAGAAAAUCAAGGUGACUACCUGAAACAGGAGUCAAUUAAGAACUUUGAAGCAGCUUUCAAGGCCUUUUACCAGAUGUUCCCAUAUGGGAGGUUUGCUCACUUUACAGCCAACUCUGCUAUCCUUGAAGCUAUUCCAGAUGAUGCAGAGGUGAUACACAUAGUAGACUUUGACAUUGGAGAGGGGGUUCAAUAUCCUCCCAUGAUUGAGGCCAUAGUGCAGAAGCAAAAGACUUUAAGAUUAACAUCAAUAAAAUCAGAAAACGUUUCCAAUUUUGCGCGGUGGAAGUUUGAAGAUACAAAGAAGCGACUCUUUGAUCAUGCCAGACCAUUUGGUCUGAAAUUGCAAGUGGAAGAGACGAGUAUGAAGGAUUUAGUGAGUGAGAUAAAGGGAUCGAAGGGUGGAGAGAGAGAAUGGUUGGCCUUCAAUUGCAUGGUUGGGCUCCCACACAUGGGGAGGAGGCGUAGUAUGAGUCAUGUCAUGGAGUUUCUGAAGAUAUCCAAGGAACUCUUAGCCUAUUCUGCAGCCAGUAAAGGAGUUGCUUCCGUGGUGCUGCCAUCACUAAUAUUACCAAGGGAUGACAUGGAAAUUGAUAUCCAGUUGGGCCUUCAUCACCUACUAAAGGCUUAUGGAGAAGCCAUGGAGAUGGGGCAGAGAGAACUUGUUAAGGUGCUCGUGAGAAGCAUAAACGAGAAAGCUAAUCCGAUUGGGGAAGCGCUUCAACGCGUCACAUUCAACUUCUUCCAAUCCACAGAAAAUCAAGGUGACUACCUGAAACAGGAGUCAAUUAAGAACUUUGAAGCAGCUUUCAAGGCCUUUUACCAGAUGUUCCCAUAUGGGAGGUUUGCUCACUUUACAGCCAACUCUGCUAUCCUUGAAGCUAUUCCAGAUGAUGCAGAGGUGAUACACAUAGUAGACUUUGACAUUGGAGAGGGGGUUCAAUAUCCUCCCAUGAUUGAGGCCAUAGUGCAGAAGCAAAAGACUUUAAGAUUAACAUCAAUAAAAUCAGAAAACGUUUCCAAUUUUGCGCGGUGGAAGUUUGAAGAUACAAAGAAGCGACUCUUUGAUCAUGCCAGACCAUUUGGUCUGAAAUUGCAAGUGGAAGAGACGAGUAUGAAGGAUUUAGUGAGUGAGAUAAAGGGAUCGAAGGGUGGAGAGAGAGAAUGGUUGGCCUUCAAUUGCAUGGUUGGGCUCCCACACAUGGGGAGGAGGCGUAGUAUGAGUCAUGUCAUGGAGUUUCUGAAGAUAUCCAAGGAACUCUUAGCCUAUUCUGCAGCCAGUAAAGGAGUUGUAACUUUUGGUGAUGGAGAAGCUGAGGAAAGACAAAGAAAUUGCUCUGAAUAUGGUUCGUUCUUCGACGGGCAUCUGAGGCACUACCAAGCUUUAAGUGAAUCAAUGGAGUGGAAUUUCCCAGAUUAUCUUACAGAAGCAAGGAUAGCCAUGGAGAGUCUCUUUGUGGCACCUUAUGUCUGCUCUUCUUCUUGGUUCCACAAGUGGGAGGAGACUAGAGAAGGUUUUGAUCUUCAGGAUGGGGCUGGAUUGCAGGGUUGGAGGCUGAACAAAGAAAUGUUAACUGAAGCCAGAGAAAUUGUGAAGAAAGGAGAGAGUUCAUAUGAAAUCAGGAUUGAAGAACAAAUUGAGAAUGAGAUGGUCUUGACAUGGAAAGGAACUCCCUUGGUGAGAGUUUCAACAUGGAUGUAG
Messenger RNA from Ilex paraguariensis (yerba mate), 2343 nucleotides. The record is from the annotation of a GenBank genome assembly. NCBI's taxonomy places the organism in Eukaryota, Viridiplantae, Streptophyta, Magnoliopsida, Aquifoliales, Aquifoliaceae.